AUGGUCCCGCGCCAGGAGAGGAAUGCCGCGCGGCACCCGCUGUUCCCUCUGCUGGCGCUCAUCUUCGAGAAGUGCGAGCUGGCCACAUGCACGCCGCGGGACCCGGGCGUGGCCGGCGGCGACGUCUGCAGCUCCGAGUCCUUCAACGAAGACAUCGGCGUCUUCAGCAAGCAGAUUCGAGCAGAAAAGCCAUACUACAGUCCAAACCCGGAGUUAGAUAGUCUAAUGGUGCAAGCGAUUCAAGUGUUGCGGUUUCAUCUGCUCGAAUUAGAAAAGGUUCACGAGUUGUGCGACAACUUCUGCCACCGCUACAUCAGCUGUUUGAAGGGCAAAAUGCCGAUAGACUUAGUGAUCGACGAGCGGGACAGUGGUGCGGCCAAGACGAGUGACCACGGCCACGGCGACACUAACAACAACAGUGGCAACUCGCGCGCGUCGGCCGAGGCCAGCCAGGAUGGCACCAGCACGCCAGACAUCAUGCGGACGUAAUCGAAUUCACGUCUCGUGCGUCUACAACGGGGAGACAACAAGCGCUGGAUAGACUGGAAGUCGGCGCCUCUACACUGCGCCUGCGUCGGCCGAGCCGGGCGCACAGACAGACAAACCGAGCGGGGGCGCGAGCGCGGGCGCGG
Pollicipes pollicipes is the source of this 632-nucleotide messenger RNA. Its product is annotated as homeobox protein homothorax-like. The coding region runs from base 1 to 489 and encodes 162 amino acids. The transcript has 6 exons. NCBI's taxonomy places the organism in Eukaryota, Metazoa, Arthropoda, Thecostraca, Pollicipedomorpha, Pollicipedidae. The record is from RefSeq and is a predicted model, not a curated record.